Messenger RNA from Nelumbo nucifera (sacred lotus), 1851 nucleotides. Its product is annotated as 3beta,22alpha-dihydroxysteroid 3-dehydrogenase. Lineage: Eukaryota; Viridiplantae; Streptophyta; Magnoliopsida; Proteales; Nelumbonaceae. Gene Ontology annotation, molecular function: monooxygenase activity; iron ion binding; heme binding. The record is from RefSeq and is a predicted model, not a curated record. Gene Ontology annotation, biological process: multicellular organism development; brassinosteroid biosynthetic process; sterol metabolic process.
ACCGAAAAGGGUUAUCAGAUACUAAACCACGCGUUCUCGUCUUCUUUAGAUUUUCCUGCAUAUUUGCAGAGACCCCCCGUGCGCGCUUUCAAAUCUUCACUCUGCGACUCACUGAAGUCUGAAGACUCUGAACCCCUUCUCUCUGUCUCUUUCUCUCUCUCUCCAUGGAGUUUCUCUUACUCUGUUUCCUCAUCUCUUCUUCUUCUCUGUAUCUCCUCUUUCUCCUCCUCCGUUACUUCCGAUUCAGACAUCGAAAACUUGGCCUCCCGCCAGGUAACCUUGGUUUCCCACUCAUCGGCGAGACCCUGCAACUCAUCGCGGCCUACAAGACCGAGAACCCCGAACCGUUCAUCGACGUGCGGGUGGCUCGGUACGGGAACUUGUUCACGACUCAUGUGUUCGGCGAGCCGACCGUGUUCUCAGCGGACCCGGAGGCGAAUCGGUUCAUACUGCAGAACGAAGGCAAGCUGUUCGAGUGCAGCUACCCGUCCUCCAUCUCCAACCUCCUCGGGAAGCAUUCUCUAUUGCUAAUGAAAGGAAGCCUCCAUAAGCGGAUGCAUUCCCUCACCAUGAGCUUCGCUAAUUCCUCCAUCAUCAAGGACAAUCUUCUUGUCGACAUCGACCGGCUGGUUCGGCUCAACUUGGACUCCUGGACCGGCCAUGUUUUCCUUCAAGAGGAAGCGAAGAAGAUUACAUUCAAUUUGGCAGUGAAGCAGCUGAUGAGCUUUGAUCCAGGGGAAUGGACUGAGAGCUUGAGAAAGGAGUACCUUCUCCUCAUCGAGGGCUUCUUCUCCGUUCCCUUGCCUUUCUUCUUCAGCGCUUAUGGCCGAGCUAUCAAAGCCCGAAAGAAGGUGGCAGAGGCUCUCCGGUUGAUCGUGGGGAAGAGGAGAAGGGAGAGCGAAGGAGGAGAAGUCAAGAAGAAAGACAUGCUAGCAGCACUAUUGGAAGGUGGGGAAGGCGGGUUCUCGGAUGAGGAGAUCGUAGACUUCCUGCUGGCUCUGCUCGUGGCGGGUUACGAGACCACCUCCACCAUUAUGACACUGGCGGUGAAGUUUCUCACUGAGACACCUGCCGCCUUGGCUCAGCUCAUGGAGGAGCACGACCAGAUCAGGGCUCGGAAGGAACGAAACUCAGAAGAGGAGAGCCUACAGUGGAACGAUUAUAAGUCCAUGCCCUUCACUCAAUGCGUGAUUAACGAGACCUUGCGUGUGGCAAACAUCAUUAGUGGUGUAUUUAGGAGAGCAAUGACGGAUGUCAAUAUCAAGGGCUACACCAUACCAAAGGGUUGGAAAGUUUUUGCAUCAUUUCGGGCUGUGCAUCUGGACGAAAACCACUAUAAAGAUGCUCGAACCUUUAAUCCCUGGAGAUGGCAGCAGAGUAAUACGGGGGGAGCAGCAACAGCGACAGGGAAUCUGUUUACGCCAUUCGGCGGAGGCCCACGUCUUUGUCCUGGGUAUGAGCUUGCUCGAGUCGAGAUCUCAGUCUUCCUCCACCACCUUGUCACCCGCUUCAGCUGGGAUCCGGCCGACGAAGACAAACUGGUUUUCUUCCCGACCACCAGGACUCUCAAGCGAUAUCCAAUCAACGUUCAGCGUAGAAGGAAAAUUGCAGCAAGAACAGAAGAAAAAGACGAAAAAUGAAGAAGAAGAAGAAGAAGAAGAAGAAGAAAAGAGAAAAAACGUGAAAUGUAAGAGAAGAUAGAAUAGGAAGGAAGAUAUCAGAAUUCUAGAAUAUAGAAAUAAUGCUCUGUUGUAAUUCUGGUUCCACCUUGAUAAGAAAGAAUAAAAUAAGAUAAGGUCUACGGUAGUAGAAAAAGAAGUACAGAAUCUAUUUCAUCUUUUUGACAUGUUA